AUGUAUCGGAAGUUGUCUAAGUUAGAACACUCGGAAAUAAAACAACUUCUUACAGAAGCUAACAUAGAAGUAGCAAAACAUUACGCAACAAACAAAAAAGCACUCGCUGACUUCAUUAAAGACUAUAAUGGUGCAAUAAGUUAUGAUAGAAUUCAUGAGUUCAUAAAGCCGCAACGCGGCGAGGACGAAGUCCAUGCAAGAGCAUUUCCUUUAAAUGACGUUGCUAUUGACUUAUAUCAUAGACGUUCAGUACCUCAUGAAGUAAGAAGAGAAAUGUUUGACAUAACAAAUGCAAACGUUGGUGAAACAAGAAGAAGAGACGACACACUGAAACAACAGAGAAGAGAGAUGUUUAAGAGCGCUAUAGAACAAGUUCGCAAAGCUAACGAUGUCCUUCGUUCCAUUGACGACAAACCAAAAGAAGGUGAGAGAUGGUUAAAGAAAGAUGAAGAGAAUAGGAAGAGAAAUGUGAAGUCAGGCAAUAGACUCAUUGACUUUAACAUCGAAGCUUUAGAUGAACCAAACAGAGACUACUUACACAAACAUUUCGGUAAGGUUUUCAUGAGACUCUUAGAGAAAAUUAAAAUAAACUCACAACAGAGAUGGAUGGUAUGUUAUAAACUUGGUGGAAA
Trichomonas vaginalis G3 is the source of this 632-nucleotide messenger RNA. RefSeq names its product organellar and viral DNA polymerase type B. The annotation marks the transcript as partial. The record is from RefSeq and is a predicted model, not a curated record. Lineage: Eukaryota; Parabasalia; Trichomonadida; Trichomonadidae. The transcript has a single exon.